CGUCGAACCGGAAUUUGUCAAGUGCGUUCUUCUUCAAAAUCAAGCACCACAAGCUAAUUGGUCAUCAUGUAAAGAAUGGAAUGCUCCAACAUUUUAACAAAAGACAACCCUUUCGUUCCACCAAAGGGCACACGUUGUCCUCUCCUUUCUCUCAUUUUCGAGGAUGGAGAGGAUGAGGACGAUGAGGACGAGGCAAUGGCGGUGUAUUGGAAUUUGGAAGUGGGCGCGAAAGACGGAGUAGACGAAGACACCGAAACAGCAGACUUAAAACGGAUCAGAGCGACAAGUAACGAUGAUGUAGAUGAGGAUGGUUUAUCCGAACCAUCAAUGGACAGCGAUGCGACAUUCGAACUCGUCCCACCAUUUGAGGUACUCAUCUCGCAUGUCUGUCACCAUUGGCGUAUGGUGGCCCUUAACACGCCGUCUCUCUGGACGGAGAUCAACGUGUCCCCUCUCGAUUCACCCCCAUUUGAACGAGUUCAGAUUUUGCUUGGGCGUAGCAAGAGCCUCCCUAUCGAUAUACGCAUAGACUGCGAACCUCCAGAUGACGAAGAAGAAGAAGAGGAUUCCUCGGGCUCUGAAGACUCAGAGCUUGGUCAGUCCCCACGUUCGAUGACCUUUUCCGAUCUCGAUAAUCUCAUGUCCCUUCUUGUUCCACAUAUAUCACGCUGGGGAUCUAUCGAAGUGGCGGUCGCUUGUUACAAGCACAUGUUUGUUUUCCUCUCUGCAGUUUCAGAUCCUUCCAUAGCAGGUGCUCCUCAGCUCGAGGCUCUCCAAUUGUACCACCAUGAAGACGCAGAAAGCCUCACAGCUUUCGCCCAACCUGACCUCGUGCAACAUUUCAAGUUGUUCGGAGGCGUUGCUCCGCGUCUCAAGAGCGUAGCGUUGUGGGGUGUGCAUGUCGACUGGUGCCAAGAAUGGCUAUCUUGCGGGUCCAAUCUCUUGGACGUGGAGCUUGCUUAUCAUACAGACGAUGUGCGACCGGCAUGGAAACAAUUCGCUGCCAUACUUUGCGGUGCACCCAAGCUGGAAACACUCUCUUUAUGCAGCUCUGGUCCCCUCGGUGCUCCCCAUGACUGGUAUCCCGAAGGAAGUUCAGGAGGCUAUGGGGACGACUAUACCGGAGUCAUCGAGCUGCACUCACUGACGCAUCUUGUCCUGGCAUUCCAUUCACCAGUCUAUGUUAGUGGGUUGCUCCGCCGCCUGGCAUUUCCCGCACUCAAAAGUCUCACACUUGAUUUGGACGACGGGGAUUUUACGGAUCUCGCACUCCAACUUGCUGGUCCUGUGAUGACCGCAGUCCCGGUGGUAUCAAAGGAUGGAGAGAAGAAACGCAGUUUACUCAGCGGACUUGACACCCUCAAAAUAUCCGGUUUUCCCUGCUCAGACCGCAGCAUAGAGCUCGUGUACGCAGAGCUUGGCAACCUCAAGUCACUCAACCUAGCGAUGACGUACCUCCCUCCUGCGUUCCUUCAGUUACUUUAUCACCCUUGUUCUCUUCCUGGCCAGCGAGACGUUUGUCACUUGGUGCAGAGGCGAAAGGAAGCAGGUGUCCCUCUGAAGGCUGUGUAUAUGGAGGAGAACGACGAAAUCACGGAUCAAGAUAUACAAUGGCUGAAGGAUAAUGUGGAGGAAUUUGAUUUCUUUGAGGCUAGUGACGAUGAAUACGAGUCACUAGCAGAUAUUGAAGAGGAACACGAGGGUUCAGAAUCGGAAUGGGAGGAAGUUGAUGAUUGAUUUCCAGAUGUAUGCCUGUAUGUGCUUCACGUGCCAUGCACUGCUCAAAUCGACAAAUCCCGAUCUGACUUGCUUCUUUCUGAAGUAUCUGUGUGGCUUUCGCCUACCUCUCGCUAUUAUGUACUUGGGGCGGUUGCUUGAAGCGCGCUUGAACAACACGAUGGCUCUCGGAGAUCAGAUCGCGAUACACUGAUAGUCAUCUCGCAUGCCGGUUUAUAGAUGCGUUCAAGUAUACUUUAUAACUUAUAAGUGAUCAUUUCGCUGAUGCUCAGGUGUGAUUUUGUGGAAUAUUGAUGUACAAGCAAUCCGUUCG
Molecule: messenger RNA, 2050 nt
Organism: Suillus subalutaceus
Lineage: Eukaryota; Fungi; Basidiomycota; Agaricomycetes; Boletales; Suillaceae
Exons: 4
Coding region: 76-1737 (553 amino acids)
Source: RefSeq, a predicted model, not a curated record